Molecule: messenger RNA, 1531 nt
Organism: Drosophila grimshawi
Lineage: Eukaryota; Metazoa; Arthropoda; Insecta; Diptera; Drosophilidae
Exons: 8
Coding region: 29-1393 (454 amino acids)
Source: RefSeq, a predicted model, not a curated record
UUGUGUUUGAAUCGUGUUUGCUGUAAGGAUGUCAUUUUCAAGCGUCGGAGAACGCCGCGUAGUUCUACAGCAAUAUAAAUUCCGAUCGCACCAAAUAGUCUGCAUCAUCAAGGUAUUGCCUGAUACAGUCAGCUUCUUCGACAAGCAACCGGCAAAUGACUUCAGCUGGAUGACAGCCGGUCGGUGGGCGAGACUCGAGAACGGAUUAUGGAAACUGUUUGCCGGCUUCAGUGAUUUCCAAGAGGAUGUACGCCAACUGAAAACCCAAAUUAUGAUAGAUCACAUUCAAGUGUCGGUCAGUGCGGCAGAGGAGUUGCUGCCGGCGGCACAGAAACUAUUGCAAGACGGGAAAGCAUCGUCCCAGAAUGAAAUAGUCCUGGAGAUUAUUCUUAAAUAUAUGUCAUACGAGGACACAAUAAACCCAAUUAGCCCGAAACCGACAAAGCGCAAGCACGACGACAAGGUUAAGAAACUCCAACUGGAUAAAAUCAGCGAUAAAAUCAAAUCCAAGUCUAUUAAUUCUAAAAAGAUGCCAAAAUCAGGGAACAGUGAACCCGAAAGCAGCACUGGCGCUAAAAAGAAGUCAGCAUCAGCAAAGAGUGAUGCCGAAAAAAUUCCUUUGCGCAAGGACGAUGAACAAUCAAACCGAAAACAUUCGGGAACAACAAUGAUUAGCAAAAAACGUGAGCGGCGAUCCAUCUCACAAGAUAGUCAGCUGGCCAAAGAUUCUUCGAACAGGGAACAAUUGUCACGCAAUCGUUCCGUCAAGCGUUCAAAGAGUCCCUCAUCAUGUCGUCCAGCCCGUUCCUUGGUGAGGCCCGGUCGUUACGAUGAAUUCGAUAUGGGGGAUAAACCGGUGCGCAAGGCAAAAUCAAAGAAUACUGAAAGUAACUCGGAUUCCAGCUCUGAUAAACCAAAUGCCAAUGGAAUUGAAAGUAUAAGUCUAAAAACUCUCAAAAAUCUGAACGACAUGCUUGACACGCCCAAGCCGCGUGAAGUGAAUAUCCUUCUGCUUAAGGAUAUGAACGAGGCAGAUGUCCUGGACACGUUCGAAUCCUAUCGUGUGGACUUUGAUCGUUUAUUCAAGGAGCGUGAGCGCAAGUUCCAAACCACAAGCUACAAGGGAAUCACUCACUGCGAUGUUAUGGAUAUUCUAAGCACACAAAUUCGUAAUAGCAUGAUUCAAAAAUUGAGCGAUUUAUAUAGCAAAGCAGGCCCACAUGGAACUCUUGUCAUCAACGGGCUUUUGCCGCUUUGGAUAAUCCGUCUGUUUAUGGACAGAUAUAAGUUCACACAGGAUGAGGCAGUGCGCCAAAUUAUAGAUCAACUUGAAUACCACACCUACCUGAAAGCCGUAAACAACGAGCCGCUCAGCUUGGAUUUGAAAGACUGAUCGCUGGCCACAACAAAUUCCAUUUAUUCUUUUACAAUUUCUUUUAUUUGGAAUCUGUGUGUACACGUAUUAUAUAUAUAUAUGUAUAUCGCAAUUAUUUAAUUAAAAUUCAAUUUCAUAUUUAUUUGAACAAACGGA